GCGCCCACAUAGCACCGCAUCACGGUGAGGUCACCAGUGCUUCACUGAAAUUAGCUUGAAUAGCGGGGUAAUACAGCUAAGCUAGGAUAUUAGCAUCUUGUAUGUGUGCACAGCAGGUUGAACAGACAACAUUGUACAGAAUGGCUGGAAGCGCGGGAGAGUGGUGUCUGAUGGAGAGCGACCCCGGCGUGUUCACAGAGCUGAUUAAAGGCUUUGGUUGCAAAGGCGCCCAGGUUGAAGAGAUAUGGAGUAUGGACCCGGAGAACUUUGACAACUUGAAACCAGUUCAUGGGUUGAUUUUCCUCUUCAAGUGGCAGCCAGGCGAAGAGCCUGCAGGAUCGAUUGUUCAGGAUUCAAGGCUUGACCACAUCUUCUUUGCAAAACAGGUCAUUAACAACGCCUGUGCCACCCAGGCAAUAGUCAGUGUUCUGCUCAACUGCUCCCAUUCGGACAUGUUGCUCGGCGAUACGUUGACAGAGUUCAGAGAGUUUUCGCAGAGUUUUGAUGCUGCUAUGAAAGGUUUGGCUCUUAGCAACUCUGAAGUGAUCCGACAAGUUCACAACAGCUUUGCCAGACAGCAAAUGUUUGAGUUUGAUGCAAAGUCGUCAGCAAAGGACGAGGACGCCUUUCACUUUGUGAGCUAUGUUCCUGUAAAUGGCCGACUGUAUGAGCUUGAUGGACUUCGAGAGGGACCAAUUGACCUGGGUUCAUGCAGCCAGGAUGACUGGAUCAGUGCAGUUCGCCCAGUGAUUGAGAAAAGAAUACAAAAGUACAGCGAAGGAGAAAUCCGAUUUAACUUAAUGGCCAUUGUGUCAGACAGAAAGAUGAUAUACGAGAGAAAAAUUGCAGAGCUCCAGUCACAGCUUACUGAGGAUGAACCAAUGGACACGGACCAGAGCAGCACAUUUCUUAGUUCCAUCCAGUCAGAGAUUACCAAGUAUCAGCUCCUUAUUGAAGAGGAAAAUCAGAAACUUAAAAGAUAUAAGGUUGAAAACAUUCGACGAAAGCACAAUUACCUUCCUUUCAUCAUGGAGCUCCUGAAGACACUGGCAGAAUACCAGCAGUUAAUACCUUUGGUUGAGAAGGCGAAGGAGAAACAGAGCGCCAAAAAAGCCCAGGAGGCCAAGUGAACAACAACAUCAUACUUCAGCAGAGAAGCCAACACACACACACACACACACACACACACGCACACACACACACACACAUCUAGAACCCUGCAGUCACUCUUUCAUCACUGAGCCACAUACAGAACCUGUACAUCAUCUGUCGGAUUCAUAGACUACCGGUGGUCUGCAGCACUUCGUCACGGUGGCAUCCUGUGAACCAUCCAGACAUGAAGAACUGCACUGCAGCUGUAGCAGAGAGACUGUCCAUGUGUGUUCAUCAGCUCGAAUGCAUGAUAGAAGGAAAGAUGUGCUCAAAUUAUGUUCUGUCUUAUUUUCAUAAUAAAAUGUCUAGAUGUCACAAGA
This is a messenger RNA of Scatophagus argus, 1472 nucleotides long. It is a transcript of the gene uchl5, whose product is annotated as ubiquitin carboxyl-terminal hydrolase L5. The record is from RefSeq and is a predicted model, not a curated record. Gene Ontology annotation, molecular function: cysteine-type deubiquitinase activity; proteasome binding. Gene Ontology annotation, cellular component: cytoplasm; Ino80 complex. NCBI's taxonomy places the organism in Eukaryota, Metazoa, Chordata, Actinopteri, Scatophagidae. The transcript is spliced from 11 exons. Gene Ontology annotation, biological process: ubiquitin-dependent protein catabolic process; protein deubiquitination. Bases 102 to 1130 code for a protein of 342 amino acids.